Molecule: messenger RNA, 1229 nt
Organism: Scomber japonicus (chub mackerel)
Lineage: Eukaryota; Metazoa; Chordata; Actinopteri; Scombriformes; Scombridae
Gene: kmt5ab
Product: lysine methyltransferase 5Ab
Exons: 8
Coding region: 89-1111 (340 amino acids)
Molecular function (GO): histone H4K20 methyltransferase activity; protein binding
Source: RefSeq, a predicted model, not a curated record
GUUGAAACAAUAAAUAAGCACAACGAGGAGCCCGAGAGCAAUAUUUAACGACUCUUCCUCCUCUUUGGCAUGUAUUUGAGGAACUGAGAUGGCAAAAGGAAAGACAUUUAAGCAAGGAGCCGACAAAAAGCCCGAGGACGCUGUUGAACAUAAAGUCACUUCAAGCAAGGACACAAAGGAAAACAAACCAACAACUAGCAAGGACUGUGCAUCCAAAACGCAGCAAUUUUUCCAGAUUAUACGGAGUCCAAGCAAACCUAGAUCCCCCCUGAGUGACAGUUCGAGCAUGCUGAUCCAGGAAGGAAACGAAUCUGAUGCUGCUAAUCUUGACACGUCCAAGGUGAAAAAAGACAUGCCUGAUGAAAUUAAAUCUGAGAGCUGUGAAUCCAAAGAGCAGAGGGCUGAAAUGGCUUGCCACAGUCAGGGGAUCAGAAAACAAGCCACUGACCAACCGGAGCAAAAAGAAACAAUGUCGCACACAACGGCUGGGUCUGCAAAAGGCGGCAACGUUUCAACACCCAAAUCUCGGAAUCGAACUGGUCGUAAACCUAGAGCGAAAAAGACGGAGAAUAAAGCUCCCCAAAACAGAAAGGUCACAGAUUAUUAUCCAAUCAGACGGAGUAACAGAAAAACAAAGGAAGAGUUGAAGAAUGAAGAGCUGAAACACACUGAAGACCUGAUCAAGAAUGGUAUUGAAAAAGGACUGCAGGUGAAACACAUAGAGGGCAAAGGAAGGGGAGUAUUUGCUGUGAAUGGCUUCAAGAAAGGAGAGUUUGUGGUAGAGUACCACGGAGAACUACUGGACCUAGGGGAGGCUAAAGAAAGGGAGGCCCUGUAUGCCCAGGAUCCCCAGACAGGCUGUUACAUGUACUACUUCCAGUAUCAGUGUAGGACAUAUUGUGUGGACGCCACAAAAGAAACAACCCGUCUUGGAAGGCUGAUUAACCACAGUAAGACCGGCAACUGCCAGACGAGGCUUCACGCCAUCGAUGGAACCCCUCACUUGAUCUUAGUGGCAUCCAAAGACGUCGAGGUAGAUGAAGAGCUGCUGUACGACUACGGGGAUCGGAGUAAAUCUUCGAUCUCGGCUCAUCCUUGGCUUAAAUACUGAAUCUUAAACAAAGUUUUCAUGUCUCAGGUUGAAUUGGUGCUCACUGCUGUUUUGACCAUCUUUUUAUAUAAAAGAUACAACUGAUGAGUGAUCCUCAGAAAAGGUUUUUGUUUUAAAU